Messenger RNA from Triticum turgidum subsp. durum (durum wheat), 1272 nucleotides. NCBI's taxonomy places the organism in Eukaryota, Viridiplantae, Streptophyta, Magnoliopsida, Poales, Poaceae. The record is from the annotation of a GenBank genome assembly.
AUGGCGUCGCCACCGCCGCCGCCGGCGAAGAAACCCUCGCAACUCCACCCAACCACCAUGACCGACCUCGACGACGACAACCUGCGCGAGAUCUUCCUCCGCCUCCCCUCCCUCCCGAGCCUCGUCCGCGCCGCCCUCAGCUGCCGCGCCUUCCUCGACGCCGUCCGUUCCCCCGCUUUCCGCCUCCAGUUCCGCGCGCUCCACCCACCCCCACUCCUGGGCCUCUUCCUCGGCAUCCAAUACACCGUCACUCCUACCUUCGUGCCUCUCCUCCGCCGCUCCGACCCGGACACCGCAGCCGCCGUCCGCGGCGCCGAUUUCUUCCUCACCCGCCUCCCCGUCUCCGAGGACGACAAAGAGGAUGCCGGCCCCGGCCCCGUCCCUAAAGACGGCAAGGAGGAUGCCGUCUCUGUCCCCGUCCCCAACCCCGAAGACGACGGCAAGGAGGACGUCUCUGUUCCUGUCCCGGAAGACGAGGAUGUCAUCUCCGUCCCUGUCCCCGUCUCUGAAGACGACGACGAGGAUGCUGUCUCUGUCUCCGAAGACGACGACGACGAGGAAGCUGUCUUCGAGUGGUCAAUCGGCGCCUGCCACGACGGAUUUGUUGUUCUCGACAACUGGAGCAGCCGACAGGUGGCCGUCUACAACCCGCUCAGGCGGACCAUGGACCUCUUUCCCCUGCCGCCCCACAGGGACGAUUGCGAGGGCUUGCAUUUUGAUUACCACAUUCUCGCCGAAGAAGAAGACUGCCGGUCGUCGUACCGCGUCAUGCCAUCGGACGCCCGUGUGCUUAACACGGCUACGAUGCAAUUCUGUCGGAUGGACAUGCCACCGAGCAGCAGAGUUAAUGAAAUGUUGACGGCCGGCGAGACCAAGGAUGGAAGGCUUUGUGUGGUCUUCGCACCUAAUGUAGAACUGAAUUCCAAAUCCGCGCUCGUUGUUUGGACAUGGAGAGCCGAUGAUGACAAUGGUGUCGAGAGAUGGAUGCAGGACAAGUCGCUUCCGUUGCAGGAGAUCCUUGGGAUUGUUCAAUGUGAUUUCAGAGAUGAUGUUAAAAGAAUUGAAGUGAGUGUCAAGGCGAUCAUCGAUGGCUUUGUGUACUUGUCUGCUUAUUGUGGGAGGUGGCAGCAUCAUCAUUCAACUUGCUGGCUCCUAUCCUUCUGCAUGGAAACAGCGGUGCUGAACAACCUUGGUCGUAUCCUCCAUGCGUCUUCCUAUCCCUACAUCAUGCCAUGGCCUCGUUCUCUGGUACACAGCAAGGUGCGCCCUUGA